This is a messenger RNA of Myzus persicae (green peach aphid), 2530 nucleotides long. RefSeq names its product serine protease Hayan-like. The record is from RefSeq and is a predicted model, not a curated record. Gene Ontology annotation, biological process: proteolysis. Bases 173 to 2203 code for a protein of 676 amino acids. Gene Ontology annotation, molecular function: serine-type endopeptidase activity. The transcript is spliced from 7 exons. Lineage: Eukaryota; Metazoa; Arthropoda; Insecta; Hemiptera; Aphididae.
UUCGCUAUCAAUGUAUUGCACUUGGUCGUUAGUCUCGUUGUAUAAGUCAGCAAACUAGUGGUGUAAAAGUGAAGUACAUUAAUUAAUAUUAUACUACACACACAUAAUUAUCAUAUAAUUAUAUAUCUUAUCAAUUUAUCAUUGUUCUUGUACGAGUAACGAAAAUAAUAAUAUGCGUCGUAUACAUAUCUGGAGAGCAAUCGGUGCUUUGAUUGUUGUGAGUUAUUGUCAGGCACUUGAGCAAGAAAUUGGAGAUGAAUGUACAAACAAAAAUGGUGUUGUUGGAUUUUGUCAAUAUAGAAGCAAAUGUCAAAGAAGUACUGAUUUAGGAGCUGUAUGUAAUUCUAGACAGACAAUUAUUUGUUGUGCUAAAAAUGUUUUAAGAAACAAACAUUUUGUUUCUAAUAACGAUCAAAAAGAGGAUCGAUCAAUACAACCCCCAUUAGGUAUUAAUCCUGAUUUCUUUCAUGCACCAGUAUUACAACCAAAUCCAAUAACAAAUAUAAAUUUUUUUGACUAUCAAAAACAUAAGACUCCCAACUUCGUAGCUAAUGUUUUACACCAAAGUUCAAAUACUAUGGAGUUUGUUGAAGAUAGACCUUAUCAAAACUACGAACAAGAUGUAGUUAUUAAACCUAACAAUAAAAAUAAGACUACACCUAUUAGAACUACAAAUGAAUACGGGUUGUAUAACACUAAUAAUAGGCCAAAUUCAAACAAUGAAAAUGUUAUGUAUGGCAGUGACCAAACUACUAAUGCACCUCAAAAUUAUUACAAUUAUCCUAAUUAUGAAACACAGAGGCCUGUAAUUCAGCAUCAAAAUAACAAUUAUUUCAAUCAACCAUAUUAUGAAACAUACCCACAAAAUCAAAAUAAUAAUAAAAACAAAAAUUCUGUGCCCCAAAGACCAAAUUAUAAUCAAUAUGAUAAUCAACCACACCAGGUAACAUACGAAUCAAAUCAAAAUAAUAAUCCUAAUUAUUAUACAACCACCAAAAAACCACAGCAUAUAUAUAGCUCAGGAAACAACGAAAACAAUUCGCCGCUUCCAAACUACAGUCAAAUCAAUCAUAGUGGUUACAAUGAAAACAAUUCGCCGCUUCCAAACUACAGUCAAAUCAACCAUGGUGGUUAUGAAGAAAACAAGAGGCCAAGUCAAAAUACUAACCAUAAGACUAGUAGCAGUAUAUUAUUUCCUGAUGAUUUAACUGAUACAACAUUGACAACAACCACCAAAAAAUAUUACGAAUAUCAAAAUAGCCCGAAUGAAGAUAAUAAACGCAUCAGUGAAAAAAAAUGCGAAGAAUAUUCCAAAGCACUCAGAACAACAGUUUCUGUAUUACCUCUGUCAAUUGACACAGCAUCAAAGCCAGUGUCAAUAGAAAAAUGUGAUUCAAAAAGCGUUGGGUUAAUUGUUGGUGGAACUAAAGCUGAAUUAGGAGAAUUCCCACACAUGGUGGCAGUAGGAUUUCGAGCAGGGUCUGGAACUUCAUGGAAUUGUGGUGGUACAUUAAUUAGUGAACAAUUUGUGUUGACAGCUGCUCAUUGUACGCAUAGUACAUUAGGCACACCAGUACGAGUGAGAUUGGGAGAUUUGAAUUUACAGACCAAUAAUGAUGGAGCUCAUCCUGUAGAAUAUCUGGUGGAAGAAACCAUUGUGCAUCCUGAUUAUAUUAAAACAUCUAAGUAUAAUGACAUUGCUCUAUUACGUUUAGAUGAUAAAGUUAAUUUAAAUGACCACAUUCGGCCAGCUUGUCUUUACAAUAAUGACUAUAUCAAUUAUUCCCAAAAAGUUACUGCUACUGGAUGGGGAAGCAUUGAAUAUGGUAAUUUAAGACAUUCAAUACUUAACAUUUUAUUUGAUUUAGGCGACCGUUCCAGUGAUGAUUUAUUGAAAGUGGAUUUAGAUUUAAUAAAUAAUCGUCAGUGUGGUAAAUUAUAUGAAGCAGAAAGCAAAACAAGAACCCUAAAUAGAGGUAUUAUAGAUUCUAUGUUGUGUGCUGGAGAUUUGGCAGGAGGACAUGAUACUUGUUUGGGUGAUUCUGGCGGACCACUAGUAGUAAAAUCAGAGAAAAAUGCAUGUGUUUUCAAUUUAAUUGGGAUAACAUCAUUUGGAAAAUUGUGUGCAACAGAAAAUUCACCAGGUGUAUACACUAAAGUUUCAGCAUUUUUACCUUGGAUAGAACAAAUUGUUUGGCCCUAAAACUAAGAUAAUUUGUGCAUUAUGAUAUACCUAUUCAUAUUUAAAAAUAGCUUAUUUUUAUAUGUGUGUUUAAGAUUUUUGUAAAUAAUUAAAACUAUAUUAUUUUAAUUCAUACUUUUAAUAUGUUAGUCAUGUAUACAUUCAAGUUAUACUGAAUGAGGAUCAAUAUCUUCGAGAAGAAUAAAUAAAAUAAGUUGGGAAGUGGGUACUGCUUUACUAGGUGUGGUGGCUCAGUGACUGUGUGAGCCACUGUAAUGGAUGUGUUAAAUUUGAAUUCAAAGUUCAUUGUAUCUGAAAAACGAUCAUGAGCUAAGACCGUUUGUCAGC